Molecule: messenger RNA, 814 nt
Organism: Mangifera indica (mango)
Lineage: Eukaryota; Viridiplantae; Streptophyta; Magnoliopsida; Sapindales; Anacardiaceae
Exons: 1
Coding region: 155-649 (164 amino acids)
Source: RefSeq, a predicted model, not a curated record
UACAGCUUGGCUCCAUGGCUCUCCACCACCACCAAUCACAUUCUCAUCUCUUUCACACACUUUUCAUCUCCUUUAUAAUCUUCUCUCCAAUCGAAACCCUAGCUACCUACUUAACUAACUUCUUUUUUUCACUGCUGCCUCAAAAGAAGCUAAAAUGCGGAGAAAGAGACUACCCAUUUUGAAGAAGGUCUCUAAUCUUCUGAAAAUCUCCAUUUCCGUUGCUAAAAUGCGGAAACCCAUUAUUGCAAAGCUCCUUUCUCUCAAGAAAACGAGAAAGCUUAGGAGGUUUAAGCUUCUUAGACAUUACAACUAUCGGUUUCUUGAAGAGUACGAGUUCUCAUCGGCUGCAAGCACACCUCUUAUUCAUUACAAGAGGAAACAGUUACUGAAUUACUCAAGCGGCGGCGGAGGCGGCCUCGGAGAUGUGUUCUCCAUGCUCUCUCUGUGUAGAUGUUUUGGAAUUGGAGGGUUGAGAGGUGAAGCUGUUGAAACUCUGCCUGCAAUUACGAGGGAUCAAUUUGUGGAGCCAGCGAUGGAGCUGGAUGAUAAUGAAGAAGAAGCAGAAGAAGACUCAGUCGAUCUGAGAGCCGAGCAGUUUAUUCAAUGGUUCCAUCAAGAAAUGAGAAUGCAGAGACAAGAUUCAGCUUAAUUGAGAUUAUCAAUGGUAUUCAUUAUUUGGUUCUCCAUGUCCACAGGAUUUUAAGAGAUGGUGGAGAAGUUAUAAAUUUUUGGCAUUUUCUUUUGCUGAUUUUCAGUGUUGGUUGCUUGAUUUGGUGUUAUUUCAAUGAAACAUUAAAUUAUAUUUCCAUGGUUA